Syngnathoides biaculeatus (alligator pipefish) is the source of this 5550-nucleotide messenger RNA. RefSeq names its product astrotactin-1-like. Gene Ontology annotation, molecular function: protein binding. Bases 108 to 3527 code for a protein of 1139 amino acids. The record is from RefSeq and is a predicted model, not a curated record. The transcript has 23 exons. Gene Ontology annotation, biological process: neuron migration; neuron cell-cell adhesion. Lineage: Eukaryota; Metazoa; Chordata; Actinopteri; Syngnathiformes; Syngnathidae.
AAUGGAUUUAGCCUUCAUAAGUUUGCAAGAAACCCGGUUCGUUGUUAAAAAUGGAUUGCACGGGUGCAAAGGACGAGAGCUUCGUGGGUUCCAAAUAACAGGGUGGGAUGAUUGCACUUCUGCUGUCCAUCCUGUGUCUGGUCCUCAUCCUCUACACCCGCCGACGCUGGUGUAAACGCCGCCGGAUCCCUCAGCCUCAGAAGAGUGCCAGCGCUGAGGCAGCUAAUGAGAUCCAUUAUAUCCCCUCAGUGCUGAUGGGAGGCCAGGCCCGAGAGAGCUUGAGGAACUCCCGGGGUCAGGGGCCAAACUCCAGUGGUACCCUCAGUAUUCGAGAGACUCCAAUUCUGGAUGGGUACGAGUAUGACAUCACAGACCUGCGUCACCAUCUGCAGCGAGAGUGCAUGAAUGGAGGUGAGGAAUAUGCAAGUCAAGUCAGCCGUACCCUGGAUUCCAUGCAGGGAUGCAAUGACAAGAAUAAUAUGGACCUGACUCCUGUGAGUGACACGAAACUGGCCCUAAUGAACAAAUAUAAAGACAACAUCAUUGCCACCAGUCCAAUCGACAGUAACCACCAGCAGAACACCUUGCUUCCACACAACACCUCCACCAGUCAGCGAAAACGUCUCUCCAGCAACAAUCGCACGGGUUCAAAUUUCUUGAACCCAGACGGAGAUUCGGGCAAUGAGGCUGACAGCGAGCCUCAGCUGGCUUUUUACACUGACCCAAACCGCAGUCGACGUCGGAGUCGAGCAGCAGGUUCCCCGAGGAGCCCCAUUAAUAAGACCACACUGACACUAAUCAGUGUCAUCAGCUGCGUGAUGAGCCUGGUUUACUGCUCUCACAUAACCUGCAACCUCUCUGUUCGUGUAAUCCUGCAUGUGCCAGAGCACCUCAUUGCUGACGGGUCAAGGUUUAUUUUGCUGCAGGGAAGUCAGUUGGAGGCCUCUGACUGGCUGAACCCCGCACAGAUCUUGCUGUACUACCAGCAGAAUGCCAGUGGGCCAUGGGUGAAUGAGCUGUGUGGACGACGCCUGCUGGACCCUUGUGAGCACCAGUGUGAUCAAGAAACAGGUGACUGCAUUUGUCUUAAUGGCUACAUGAAGGACCCAGUCCAUAAGCAUCUCUGCAUCCGUAGUGAGUGGGGGCCCAAUCAGGGGCCUUGGCCUUACACCAUCUUCCAGCGCGGUUUUGAUCUUGUGAUGGGAGAACAACCCUCUGAUCGCAUUUUCAGAUUCACAUACACCUUGGGAGAAGGGAUGUGGCUGCCUUUGAGUAAAAGCUUUGUCAUCCCACCUGCAGAACUCGCCAUCAACCCCUCUGCUAAAUGCAAGACUGAUAUGACAGUUAUGGAGGAUGCUGUAGACGUGAGAGAAGAAUUGAUGAUCAGCUCAUCCUUUGACUCUUUGGAAGUUCUCCUGGACUCAUUUGGACCAGUCAGAGAUUGUACCAAAGACAACGGAGGCUGUAGCCGCAAUUUCCGCUGCAUAGCUGACAGAAAACUAGAUUCCACUGGAUGUGUGUGCCCCCCAGGGUUGAGUCCUAUGAAGGAUGGGAGUGGAUGCUAUGACCACCACAUUGGCAUUGAUUGCUCAGAUGGGUUCAACGGAGGUUGUGAGCAGCUGUGUCUCCAGCAACUGGCUCCUCUGGAAGAUGAUCCCACUCUUUACAAUAUCCAGAUGUUUUGUGGCUGUAUUGAGGACUACAAGCGAGGACCAGAUGGAAGAUCUUGCCUGCCAUUAUCUGAUGCCUGCUCAGAGGGGAUAGACUGUGGGGAAGCUACAGAUAUUCCUGCUAACCAGACUGUGUUUGGAGACCUUUUUUAUGGGUACAACAAUCACACCAAAGAGAGCACCUCCGGACAAAUUCUCAAGGCCACAUUCAGACAGAAAAACUUUGCUAGAGGUGUAGACCAGCAGCUUCCAGAUGGCAUGGUUGUGGCAUCUGUGCCAACAGAAGUUCAGUGUCAUGAGGACUUAUCAGACCCAGUCCCUGACCCAGAAUACCUCACAGGAAUGGUGAACUACAGUGAAGUGUCUGGCUACCCCCUUGUGCAGCGUUGGAGCCUUCGUUCUGUGCAAUACCACGUCAAACUCAAUCAGUGGGUCUUAUCUCAAGCUUUCAGCUCAGCCAUCCAUUCACUGGACGGGGCAAUGCAGCGUGGCGACUUUGUGUCCAUCCUAAAGGAAUUUGGAAACCACUAUGCGCAGGAAGCCAUGUAUGGGUUUCAAGAGUCCUGCACUAUUUGGUACCCCAACAAACAGGUUCAGAGACAACUGUGGCUCGAGUAUCAGGACAUCAGCAAAGGUAACUCACCCUCUGAGGAAUCAGAGGAGCAUGAAAAGGAGCCUCGGACAUUGACCUACCCUGCAUACAUUGCCAGCCUGCUGGAUGCAGGAGCCAAGCGAAUGGCAGCCGGUGUCCGGAUGGAUUGCGCCAGCCAGGGCCAAUGUCCUCGUUCCUGCCAUCUCUGCCAUAUGAGCCCAAGGGCAGCUCAAGGGCGUCAGCAGUCCGAGCCUGUCCUACUGCAAAUUACCAAGGCAGCGCCCCUCUAUGAAUUGGUAUCCAACAACGAGACAUACCAGGCUCUUCAAGAGGCAAUGAUGAGCAUGCUGUGGUGCUCUGGGAGAGGAGAUGUGAUUGAUGACUGGUGUCGAUGUGAUUCCAGUGCCUUUGGCAUCGAUGGACUCCCGACUUGUGCACCUCUUCCACAACCAAUGCUGAAACUGUCUUACACUUAUGAGCCAAGUAGCUCAUUGCUCAUCAUGGAAUGGAACCACACAGAGCCACCGAUUGGUGUGCGGAUCAUUGAUUAUCUCAUCAGCCAGGAGAGGGUGACAGAGAGGACCGACCACUCGAAGGUUGAGACAGAAACCCUUUUGAGCUUCGUGGAUGACAUCUUGUCAGGUGCCAGGUCUCCAUGUGUGAUGUUAGGUGACAUCCCAAACCUCGUGUCCUCCUCUAUCAGCAUGAUCAUUCGCUGUCUGGAGCCUGACAGCACAUAUAUGUUCCGACUGUGGGCAGUUGACAACACUGGGCGUCGCUCCGGUCCAAGUGAGGUCACCAUUAAAACUCCAUGUCCAACAGUGGAUGAUGUCAAGGCUCAAGACAUAGCCGAUAAAAUCUACAAUCUGUUUAAUGGAUACACCAGUGGGAAGGAGCAGCAGACAGCAUAUAACACUCUGAUGGACCUGGGUGCCCCAGCACUCCACCGAGUUUUGUAUCACUACAAUCAGCGCUAUGGGAGCUUUGGAGAGUUUACCUGGAGAUGUGAAGAUGAGCUUGGACCCAGGAAAGCUGGCCUUAUCCUCUCACAGUUAAAUGAACUGUCCCCAUGGUGUAAAGGGCUUCUUCAGGAGCCCAAGAUUGGGCUUCGCAGGAUGUCACUGAAGUUCCUUUCCUGCCGAUACACUGACACCAAGGCCUUUGCAAUGAACUGGGCAGAUAUGGGCCAAGAUGUAAACAAGUCAUGUGAUGAGCAGAUGCUAACAGUCAUGUACAAUGACUAUGGUGAGCCCAAGGAGAUAUAAACGUAUCUAACUCUACCUAGAUUAUUAAGUUUUGCCAGAUCUAACAAAAAGUGUUAUUACAUUUAAGUGUAUGCAUUUAAAAAAUACAGCAAGCUUGUUUUUUUUUUUGUGUGUAUAUUUACAACUCUUGAGUUGUUCUUCAUUACAAACAAAUCAAAGCUCAAAACGAAGGGCCCAAGCAGGUGAAUAUCUCUGUCAACAACUGGAGACUUGCAACUGUGGUUCAUCACUGUCUUUUUAUGAAUAAAGAACGUUUUAGGUGUGCUGCUGCACUUCUUUAAUUAAUGUCAUCAGAGUGUUAAUGAGUUUAAAAAUAUAUUUGACUAUUAUAUUCUGUACAAAUCAGACCAAGAAUGACAAAAAUAAAACAAAACAUCAUUUAGCUCUUCAGUGAAUAGGACACCCAUUCCCAUGAACAAAUCUGCACUUAUUCAUGAGUUUUUCGGGUUCCUUUUCAAUCUUAUGUUUGAGUUGGAUCGAAAUUAGAUGUUGAUUUUGUUUUUUUUUUCUCUCUGACCUUUUCAUUCAUUUUUAUUAUAAUAAUUAUUAUAAUCAGUUUGAUGUUGAUGUUUUUUCAUGAGCCAUGCUUUUGCAAUUUUUUUUCCCCUUUUAUUUUCAAGCUGUUAUUUUUUGAAAGACAUUUUCUGAUUGAAAUGUUUUUAAACAUCCCACUUGUUUGCACCUUCAUUUGUCAAUGUUUUCUCUCUCUGUAGUUUGCAAGUUCUCUCUAGAGGAUUUAAGAACAUUUUAAAAUAAAUGGAGUGCUACAAUUACCGUAUGUCUAAAAAAAAAAAAAAAGAUACCGAGUUCUCCAACGUUCAGACGAACGAGCCUGCGACAUACUUAAUUGAAAUGGCUGGGAGUAGGGGUGGGGUAUUAAUUCACAACUUUUUGCCAUAUUCUCCAUUAGUCUCAACUACUACGUAAACUACUACUACCAUUUGCAUAACAUAUAUCCAAGUAUGACUACUACUUCUUCAUGUAAAGGAACAGUAAACAGAAGAAAGCCUGUGAAAAGUAAAAGUCGUAAUUUUACCCGAACAGACAUGACAAAGUGAUUUGUUUCAACAGGCCUCAUACUUUACUGUCAAGAAUUGACCUCUCACAGUACACCAUAUAACUUGAAUCCUGCUCGUACUGUAUCUCUACAAGAGUAACAUUAACUUUGUAUUUCAACAAUAACCUCACUGGACACAGGAUACCGAAGAAAUCAUGAGUUAGCACCAGAAAUCACAUCUGUAUUGCUUUGAAAGAAAGCGCUAGUUGGCAUGUGGAAAUCUGCAUCCAGUAAACAAAUGACAUGGAAUGGUACAUUCUGUGAAGUAAGAAAAAAAAGAUCUGCUAUGUAAUAAGGUUGAGCAAUGUACAGUGUAUUGAACUCAAUGUAGAAUUUUAGAUCAAAGUUGCUGAAUGUAGAAUUUAUAGUUGGUAAUCUUGAAUGAAGUUGUAACAAAGGUCCACUCACUGGGAUAUGUCUACUACUAUUAUACUUAAAAUAAUUCUAUGAAAAUAUCUUCUUUAUGUUUCUGUGAUUAAAAGUCAAAGCCAUGACAGUAAAUGUAAUUGACUAGUUUGGAUUAACUUGAUCUGUUAUUGAACUUUGAUUGUUCUCGUGUGAUCUUUGUAUAAUUGUGUUUCAAGGAGACUAUCCUAGUGUUUUAUUCAUGUUCAUAUUUUGGGGGGACUGCCGAGCCUCCAAUCUGACAGUCACAUCUGUUGUUAAUUAUUGUGAACACUUUUCUUUCUGAAUACAAAAAUGAAUGCUAGAUUUUACUGUGUUUUAUACAUACAGCAAUGUACAGUGUUUUCCUUCGGUAUGUGUAAAUACUUACACAACAGAUGCUAAAAAAAUAGUUUGCACUUCACAAGAUGGCUGCUAACCUGUAUUGUCAUUUGCUGUGUAACGCAAUCUUAGCAGUUCUUGUGAAAAAAAAGAUAUAAUUUGUUGUAACCGAAUAUCUUCAAGCAUUGAUUGAAAUUGUACUAUAUGCUCAAGAAUUGGUUGAUUAAAGGACUACAUACC